Thamnophis elegans (Western terrestrial garter snake) is the source of this 2943-nucleotide messenger RNA. RefSeq names its product zinc finger protein 678-like. Gene Ontology annotation, molecular function: RNA polymerase II cis-regulatory region sequence-specific DNA binding; DNA-binding transcription factor activity, RNA polymerase II-specific. The transcript is spliced from 6 exons. Gene Ontology annotation, biological process: regulation of transcription by RNA polymerase II. NCBI's taxonomy places the organism in Eukaryota, Metazoa, Chordata, Lepidosauria, Squamata, Natricidae. The coding region runs from base 250 to 2931 and encodes 893 amino acids. The record is from RefSeq and is a predicted model, not a curated record.
CAAGGGUUCUCCUGGCCAUUCCCCGCCCCCGAAAAGGGCUGGGAGCGCAUCUGAGUUUUCUCUCGUGUCCGAUCCGGUUCCUCUUCCCUCUGAGCCUUAAGAUAUAUAAGUGGGAAAUCUUUCCUGGGUCCCUUGAGUCCAGUGUAUUUUGUGGGGAAAGAGAGCUGAAUGGCCUUUAGGUGAUUUGGCCAGACCUCUUCUGAUUAGAAUACUUGGGGAGAUCCAUCUGAAUUAGAGACCAAAAAGAAGAUGGAGGGACAAAGCCCAGCAGAUGCAGGAGUUGGAGAAGGCCGUCCAGCUACUCAGCCAUGGAGCUAUAGGAAGAACGGGGCAGGUUCUGGGCAGAAGAGCCAAGAAGGGGAAGUCAACAAUUCAGAGAUCCAAUCCUGUGACUUCAGAAAAGUGCACUUUCAGGAGGGGAAGAGUCCCCGAGAUGUUUGCAGCCAGCUUCACCGCCUUUGUUGUCAAUGGCUGCAGCCGGAAAGACACACCAAGGAUCAGAUACUGGACUUGGUGCUCCUGGAGCAAUUCCUGGCUGUCCUUCCCCCAGAGAUGGAGAAAUGGGUGCGGGAGUGUGGAGCGGAGACCAGUUCCCAGGCCGUGGCCCUGGCUGAAGGCUUCUUGAUGACCCAGGAGGAGGAAAAGAUGCAAGAAGAAUUGCAGAAAUCCUUGGACGCUAUGACUGAGUGUCCCAAGGGGAGGAAAGAUUCAUUCAGGUCUUCUCAAGAGCUGCUCUUCAGAGAGACCUUACACGAAGAUCAAAGCCGCGAUACCAAGCCAGAGAGUAGAAAGCUGUCCUUGAUAAUUUUAGAAUCUCCUCCUCUUUGUGGUGGGGCUGAAGGAUUGGCUCAACCACUACUUCAGGGUGUUGUGUCUUUUGAGGACGUGGCUGUGUAUUUCUCCAAGGAGGAGUGGUCUCAGUUGGAUCCUUCCCAAAAAGCUCUCCAUGGGGAAGUCAUGCUGGAGAAUUCCAGGAAUCUGUCUUCUCUGGGCUUUAAUGGGCAAGAGAAGAAGAAUUGCAAUGAGGAAUGCCAAGCCUUCUAUCUGAAAAAGGAAAAGAGGAAAUUUGCAGAUCAGAUGCAUUCAAAGAGUGAUGAAACAAAGCAAUCACAAAGUGGAAUUAAAAAAGGCUUUCCUCGGGUCAGUUGGCUUCCUAACUGUAGAAACAUCGAUAUGGGAGAAAAACCAUAUCAAUGCAUGGAGUCUGGAAAGAGCUUUAAUAAAUCCGAUCAUCUUAUUUCUCAAGAAAAGACACAUUCAGACAGGAAAUCAUAUACCUGCAGGGUGUGUGGAAAGACCUUCUGUAAUAAUGUCUCUCUUAGAACUCACGAAAGGAAUCACAAAGGAGAACAACUUUACAAAUGCAUGGAGUGUGGGAAGAACUUUAUUAAUAUAAGACAUCAAAGAAAUCACAAAGGAGAAAGACCUUAUAAAUGCAUGGAUUGUGGAGGGACCUUUACUUGUAGCAUUAAUCUUAAUUCUCACAAGAGGAUCCACACAGGAGAGAAACCAUAUCAAUGCAUGGACUGUGGAAAGACCUUUUCUUGUACCAGUGAUCUAAAUUCCCAUAAGAGGAAUCACAUGGAAGAGAAGCCAUUUCAAUGGGUGGAAUGUGGAAAGGGCUUUAAGUGGAAUUCUGCUCUUACCUCCCACAAAAUGAUCCACACAGGCGAGAAGCCAUAUCAAUGUAUGGAAUGUGGAAAGACCUUUACUCGUAGCAGUCUUCUUAAUUCCCACAAGAGGAUCCACACAGGAGAGAAGCCAUAUAAAUGCAUGGAGUGUGGAAAGACCUUUACUUUUAGCAGUAGUCUUAAUUACCACAAGGGGAUCCACACAGGAGAGAAGCCAUAUAAAUGCUUGGACUGUGGAAAGACCUUUACUCGUAGCAGUAAUCUUAAUUCCCACAAGAGGAUCCAUACAGGAGAGAAGCCAUAUAAAUGCAUGGAGUGUGGAAAGACCUUUACUUUUAGCAGUCAUCUUAAUUCCCACAAGAGGAUCCACACAGGAGAGAAGCCAUAUAAAUGCAUGGAGUGUGGAAAGACUUUUACUCGUAUCAGUCGUCUUAAUUGCCACAAGAGGAUCCACACAGGAGAGAAGCCAUAUAAAUGCAUUGAAUGUGGAAAGACCUUUAUUUGUAGCAGUAGUCUUAAUUCCCACAAGAGGAUCCACACAGGAGAGAAGCCAUAUAAAUGCAUGGAAUGUGGAAAGACCUUUACUCGUAGCAGUCUUCUUAAUUUCCACAAGAGGAUCCACACAGGAGAGAAGCCAUAUAAAUGCAUGGAGUGUGGAAAGACUUUUACUCGUAUCAGUCGUCUUAAUUGCCACAAGAGGAUCCACACAGGAGAGAAGCCAUAUAAAUGCAUGGAGUGUGGAAAGACCUUUACAUUUAGCAGUAGUCUUAAUUCCCAUAAGGGGAUCCACACAGGAGAGAAGCCAUAUAAAUGCUUGGAGUGUGGAAAGACCUUUACUCGUAGCAGUAAUCUUAAUUCCCACAAGAGGAUCCAUACAGGAGAGAAGCCAUAUAAAUGCAUGGAAUGUGGAGAGACCUUUACUUUUAUCAGUAGUCUUAAUUCCCACAAGGGGAUCCACACAGGAGAGAAGCCAUAUAAAUGCAUGGAGUGUGGAAAGACUUUUACUCGUAUCAGUCGUCUUAAUUGCCACAAGAGGAUCCACACAGGAGAGAAGCCAUAUAAAUGCAUGGAGUGUGGAAAGACCUUUACUUUUAGCAGUAGUCUUAAUUCCCACAAGGGGAUCCACACAGGAGAGAAGCCAUAUAAAUGCUUGGAGUGUGGAAAGACCUUUACUCGUAGCAAUAAUCUUAAUUCCCACAAGAGGAUCCAUACAGGAGAGAAGCCAUAUAAAUGCAUGGAGUGUGGAAAGACCUUUACUUGUAGCAAUAGUCUUAAUUCUCACAAGAGGAUCCACACAUGAGUGAAGCCAUUU